AUGGCUCUAGACAAUCAGUAUAAAUUGUUUCACGUGUCCAAAACCGAGGACAUUCUCGCAUCCGCACAGCGCUAUAAAAAUCUGCGUCUCCGAGCCCUACAACUCUCGCCCUCGUCAUUCGCAUCCACAUACGAAACAGAAGCCACCUUCAACGACGAAUACUGGGUUUCUGACCUUCUCCAAGAUGGCAAGGAGACGUUCAUCUGCGCCGCGACUACGCCGUCGGAAACGAAUCCCGAUUCUCUCGAAUGGGUGGCCCAAGUAACAUUCUCUGGCCCGAAAAGCAGAGAAAACUUCACACUACCACCAGAGUCAGGGCAGCCGGAUCCUGCCUCGGACGAAGAGGAGGAACGAUGGCAGAUGCUGGGCCUGUUCACACUUCCUGCGCAUCAGGGAAAGGGCAUCGCCAAAGCUCUGUACAGAGCUGGUUUGGAUUACGUCAUGUCUUAUCGAUCUCACCCCCCGAAUGUUCGUGUGCGCUUGAUGGUCAAACCCGGAUUACAUGAUGUCUGGAGAAUGUAUAAGAAUCUCGGGUUUCAAGACGCAGGGAGGGGCACUUUGGCGGAAGCUUUCAAGGCGAAUGGUAUGGAGGAUCAUCUGCCCGAAGGGUUUGAAAGCAACGAGGCUUUCUGUGCUCGGACAUCGUAUAUUAUGAUGCAAGUCUUCCCAAGAAUUAGAAAUUAA
Molecule: messenger RNA, 684 nt
Organism: Aspergillus steynii IBT 23096
Lineage: Eukaryota; Fungi; Ascomycota; Eurotiomycetes; Eurotiales; Aspergillaceae
Product: GNAT family N-acetyltransferase
Exons: 1
Coding region: 1-684 (227 amino acids)
Molecular function (GO): acyltransferase activity, transferring groups other than amino-acyl groups
Source: RefSeq, a predicted model, not a curated record